AUGACGUUGGUGCUCGGUAACGAGACAACCGCAUUUGAAGGCAGGAUCUUCGUUCGAGGACAAGCCGAAAAUCCGUACUGUGCAAAGACGUUCUCGCCUUUGCAGCACGCCUCCAAACCGUACAUGUUCAAAGUUCCAUUCGAGCAUUGCAACGUUCGAUUGGAAGAUCAUGACACCUUCGCAACCACUGUCAUAGUUCAAAAACAUCCGAUGUUCAUCACAACGGCUGCCGACGCCUACGACCUCCGAUGCACAUAUCCCGUUGGAGUUCGAGAGGUGGAGUCGAACGUGAACGUCUCUGACUUGACGACGUCUUCAACACUUACCGACAACGCUCACGGUCCCAGCUGUCGCCUUACUGUCACCAACGAGGCUGACGAGAGCAUCGCUGCCGCCGUUGUUGGGCAGGCUCUACGCCUUCAAACCUACUCGAUCCUGCCUCGUAACUGCUUUGCCAUUAAUAUCGAAACCGGUGAGCGGUAUUCACUGACCGACAAGGCUGGUUGCGCAAUUGAUGACCAACUAUUCCCUGAAUGGACGAAAAUUCGACCGAGCUUGACUGAAGCUGUCUUCAGGACUUCAAUGGCCCGACAGAUCGAUGAUUCGCUUCCAAUGAACUGUGGCCGUCGACGAGAAGCAGCGAUGAGGCGCUUCCGCUUCCGACGUGUUCGUGACAUCAAAAAUGGAACAAUUAUCGAGAGCGCUACCGAUUCCGACUACGACGAAGACGAGGAGGAGAACGAACUUCUCAAGAAGAUUAUCGAUCCGAAACGAUUAGCAUUCUCAUCGUUGGUGAGAGUCCGUGAAGAUGAAGAAGAGGAACGAGCCCAACAGCAAGUUGAUCACUGGAGGAAC
Messenger RNA from Ostertagia ostertagi, 855 nucleotides. Lineage: Eukaryota; Metazoa; Nematoda; Chromadorea; Rhabditida; Trichostrongylidae. The record is from the annotation of a GenBank genome assembly.